This is a messenger RNA of Oncorhynchus kisutch (coho salmon), 5006 nucleotides long. Its product is annotated as vesicle-associated membrane protein 2-like. The transcript has 5 exons. NCBI's taxonomy places the organism in Eukaryota, Metazoa, Chordata, Actinopteri, Salmoniformes, Salmonidae. The record is from RefSeq and is a predicted model, not a curated record. Gene Ontology annotation, cellular component: membrane. Gene Ontology annotation, biological process: vesicle-mediated transport. Bases 316 to 648 code for a protein of 110 amino acids.
GUUUAUUACAUGUUCAUUACAGUACUGACACAGAGGAGUCUAGCUGUAGCUCAGUUAUAAUAAAACGAUAUUGGCGAGGUGCGGCAUAAAAGAAGCACACGAACGGAGAAAAGGGGAACAUUUACAAGGGGAAAUAAACACUUAUUGGUGGUAAACAUUAUCACUCCCUCCUAUAUAAAACGCCAGAAGAGGGAAUCAAUUGAGAAGGAGCGAGAGGAAAAAGAGCGCUGAAGGCAGCCCACUCAAUAGCCACUUAUUAGGCGAAUAGCCUACAUUCCAGUCGGAUUUGCGUACAUUAAUAAACCAUCAUAAGAAAUGUCUGCCCCAGCUGCUGCCGGCGCCCCCGCAGAUGGAGCGGCGCCCCCUCCCAACCUCACCAGCAACCGCCGCCUGCAACAGACACAGGCUCAGGUGGAUGAGGUGGUGGAUAUCAUGCGUGUAAACGUGGAUAAGGUUCUGGAGCGUGAUCAGAAGCUGUCAGAGCUGGAUGAUCGGGCCGAUGCUCUGCAGGCUGGAGCCUCACAGUUCGAGACCAGCGCUGCAAAACUCAAGAACAAGUAUUGGUGGAAGAAUGCCAAGAUGAUGAUUAUCCUGGGGCUGAUAUGUGCGAUUGUCCUCAUUGUCCUCAUUGUCUACUUCAGCACCUAAGAUGAGUGGCUCCUACCCCAGUCUGCAGUCAAGACUGCCCGCUUCCUUGCAACAGAAAAUCCUUUAAAUUGACGAGGAAAUGAUCCACUAACGUUGAAUUCAUUAAAUUGCUCCUAAAUAGUCUCAAUAUGACCCUGCCCUGAACGCCCUGACCCCCUCAACCCCUGCUUCCACCGCCUCACCUCUGGACUCCUGUCAGUCUAUGUCCUGUAAAUCUGUGGACCUGCCUCCUUUGUAAAUACUUCCUGCUUUUCUAAUCUGUCGUUCAUACUCAGACUCCAAUACUUGUUGUGAUUGUUACCGAUGACAACAACAGAAAAGGAAAAUGAUGACCCUGGUGAUAAUUGUUAUAUACCAGACAUAUAUAUAGUUCUUUGUAGAGUUUUAUUCUGAUAUAAUGUUUUUGUAGGUUGUGUGUGGGUGUGCGUUUUGUAUUUUUUAAUUUUUGUAUUAAUUUGACUUAUGCUUCAGAUUUGAACUACUGCCUAUUAAUCAGAGUGUGUAUAUCUUGCACAUUCUCUCUCACUGUCUCUGCCUGCCUCUGGAUUUCUCUCUCUUGCUCUGUCUCACAUAGAGUAUAGGUGCAUCUUUGCACAGUGACAUAGUCUCCUUUAACCGAGGUACUUCAUCAAUAUUCCCAUCCUCUUCUCCCAUCUUUUGCUUCUCCAUCACUUUCUCUCUUCUAUACCAUGUAGCCAUACUGUCUCUUCAGAAUCCUUUCACCCUUUCUCUUUGUUUUAGUUUCUGUUUCCCUGUCUGUUGUUUCCUAGUCAUAUACCUUCUCUUUUUAAACUACCAUUAGAAUUGGACCAAUGUCUUUAGAUGUUUUUAUUUUACUUGGUGUCUUAUUUCGAGAACAUUCCUUGAUGGCAGUCUAGUACAAAUGCUGUCACUGUAGCACAUGUAUGUGUGAGUAUCUUUGAAAACAGAAAAUAGAUAGCCUGUAUAAAGUAAAUAUUAUCGUAGAGAUCAAUAUAACAAGCCAGAGUGGGGAAAAUAACAAUAUUGAUAGAAAGGAGGGUUGACUAGUUUUUGUUUGGUGGAUCAUAAUUUGAACCUGAUUCAUUUGUUCAUUUCAGCAACAUCAAAAUUGCAUAAAGUUGCUGUGACAAUGGACCAAUCCUACAGAGAUGACAUUACUAACUAAACAAUCACAAUGACACAGUAAAGCCUUAGUCUCUAAUCAAAACAUAUCACCUUAAUGGUCAAAAUGUUCCCACCAACUCUUUAUUUUGUGUAGGGGGAAUGGCUGACUGAAAACGGAUAGGUGGUGUGAAAUGCACAAAGAACUUUGAUAUUGAUGGCGCUGUCUGACUGGUCAACAGAAUGACCGCUGUCUGACUGGUCAACAGAAUGACCGCUGUCUGACUGGUCAACAGAAUGACCGCUGUCUGACUGGUCAACAGAAUGACCGCUGUCUGACUGGUCGACAGAAUGACCGGCAGAGAGAGAACCUCUUGUAGCAAAACCUCACCUAUUGAUGAGCACAUACACAGACAACUCAGCCUUAUUUGAAAGUGAAGGUACAAGUAUUAAGAUAGAUGAAGCAACUGGCAUAGACAAACAGUAGUAGAACAAGAGGAUCUAGGGAAAGGGACUAACUUGGGUCAUGGGUACCAGCUUCAUCGACAGAUUCAGAGUUGCUGUAAAACUUAAGUGAACAUUCCUAGAAAUGUCAUGAAAAACGUCUUAGCAUUCCAGCACACAAGAUAGAGUGAGCGUUUAGCUAGUACUGUGGUUCUCUCUCUUUCUUUAAUUUCUCCCUAGUUACUGCCUUUUUCUUUUUUAAACAUACUAAUAGAGUAUAUUUUAUAUAGCAUAUUUUUGUGUUUGUGUGAAGCAGACAGGUAAAGAGGAGACUGAACUCAAGCAGGGCUUCACUAACUGCUGUGAGCAGUGAGCUCCUCUCUACCUUUUUGUGUGUAUGUGUCUUUUUGCGGUUUACCUCUGUAAGAUAAACACUGCCAAGAAACUAGGGAGAGGCUUUUAUUUUCUGUUAUUUUCUCAUUGGUGCCCUUAAUGGUAUGGUCUUAGUGGAUUGCUCUUGCAUGGUUACCUCUUGUCCCAUGUCCCCGUAAAGGCCUACCUGUUGCUAAUGCUAUCGAUCUGCCAGCUCUGUUAGCCUACGUUAUGAGUAGUAACAGAAAGACCCCUGGAACUGUGGGAUAUAUAGUUGUUCCCAUAGGUUAUGUCACUUCAACAUGACCUCUUCCCCUCUGUUCCACCGGAUCUGCAUACUUCCUACAUCCUCUUGUUUCACCUCCGUCCCCAGCUCCCCCCUCACUGAUUCAGGAUCCUACACUGUGAAUGUGUGUGUGAGUGUGUGUUGGUGAAACACUGCCGCCCUGGGAAUAUCCCUAGUUUAUUUUGACAGAUUAGGCCACUUAGACCUCACCGAUGUGGGAAAGAUGUUUCCAUGACAACUGAAUUCGAUGAGCAGAGUGGUGAGGUAACACAUUAGCCCACUGACUCUUUCAGACUGGUCAAGUUUGCCAAUUUUCCAGGUAUGCUCCAGGAAUAUUAACUGGCAGAGCCCCCCCCCCAACCACCCAUCACUUUACGAAUAAACAGCACAGAUAUUCCCUUGCUCUUUCUCUCGCCCCCCCCCACUCUCUCUUUCUUUCUCCUCUCUCUCUCUCUCUCUCUCUCUCUCUUAUCACACACAUGUUAAUGGGAAUGGCCUUAUCCAUUAUCUCCCUGUGAAGCAUAUCCCCCCACCCUCCCCCUUUAAUCCACUUAAGUAGAGCAAACUAAUUCAGAGGGAAAUUACCAAAGACCAGGUCUUCUUGCUUAUGCUGCCAACUGCCAUCAAAAACAAGUAGAGGAACACAACAUAUUUUACCCGGGUCACUUUAACAGCAAUAGUACUGGUACCUGUUUUUGAAAGCAUACCCUUAACCCAAAAUACCUAGUCACAUGACCUUUUAACCCUUUCAGAUCUUAGUCAACAUGUCAUACCCGGCAAAUAGAUGGUGACAUUAUGUGCUAUUUGAAGAUAUGCAAGAGAAACCAAACCUAAGUAAAAUGUGCUUCAUCCCCCUCCCCCAUCAUAAAACUACUUUAAUCUGUACCAAGUCUUUAGACAUAUGCUCCUAUAACUAAUAAUAGCACAACUUAUCUUUUGUGUGUCUCUGUCGUGCUGACAACAAUUUAAAGAUAAAAAAAAUAUGAACGUUAUCUAUAGCUGUUUAACAAAACAAACAAAACACGUAUAAAAACAAGUCUGUAUUGUCUGGUGUUGUAGUGUGGGGGUAUAUUUGGGGGAAGGGGGUUCCUAUUUCCUCAGGUCAGGGAUUAUAACAGUUCAUGAAAAUCUACAAUGUGAAAACGAAAAACUACAUGAAGCUAUAUAAACAUUUGAAUAGCAAAUAAUCACAAUUUUGAAGGUGACAAAAAUUUGAGGGCUGCCUUCGAGUUAUUAUUGUCUCAGUGGAUUGGAGUGACAUGACACGAUGGGUCGGGGUAGGACUACUGUGUUGUUCACAAAUCCAAGUGUUGACCUAAGAGUGCUCAGUAAAUUUAGAUACAAAAAUAGACAAUUUUAUGUUCUAUGAGUGCUCAUUUUCUGUUGCUUUUUUUCUCUGUGAGGAUGGGUCUGUGCAACUUUUAAUGUCCAGGCACUUUUUCCUGUUGUAUUCUGGGUGCAUUUUGCGGGGCUAGAAUAUGAUGUGGAUGAGAAUAUUGUGUUAUUGCCAACCCUAAGAGGUGUUCGGUGGAUUCAACAUAGGAGGCAACCUUUUGAGGCACUGGACCGUCACAGGUUGGCAAUAAAAUCACAAUGCUCUAACUAAAACACAUGAAAUUUAUAAAAUAUAAUGUCGGACCCUAUGUUUUCUUUGUAAUUUGCAUAAAGUUAGUAAUAACUUAGGUAUGAUGUCAAUGGCUUGGGUUGUGUGUACAUUGGAAGAGGGGGGGAAAGAUUAAAUAAAGACUUGUUCUCUAUGUUAAUCAUGUCAGACAAGUCAAGAAAAUGGGAUGUUACUGGAAAAAUACAUUUUAUUUGAACCCUCUAGUCAAAUUUCCAGAAUUCUUAGAAUGGUGUCACGAUUCGAAACAGAUUCCUCUGCUGUUAAUAUGAUUAUUUUUGUUUGAGCUGUUCAUUUUGGGGAGGGAAUAUUAUUUUGUUCUUUGAGGACUGUGGUUGGGGGAAGUGACAGUCAACAUUGCCUCUUUUUGCCUUGCCUUUCAGGAGGGAAUAGACUGGGGGAUCAUGGGUAAUGUCUUCUGUUCAGUCUGUUUUAUUUUAUUUAUUGCGUUUUUGUUUUGAAUGGGAUUGUAUAUUCAACAAAGUGGAUUGCAAUGUACCAGAGGAAACCAAUUUAAAACCAGAAGUACAUAAAAAACAUUUGUAGUGUAAA